AUGUGGAGGCAAGUUUCAAUUUUCUCUUUAUUGAUCCCGGCGCUGGACCGCAUCCCGGCACUCUGGCAGUACUUGUCCAGCGCUCAGAUUUGUCGUACUCAUCGUUUUCGCUUCGUCCUCGUAGAAUCCAUAUUGAUUGUCGAAAGAGAUGCCUUUGAGCGUUUUCUUAAACACUUCAAAGUCAGUUAUUCACCACGUGGUAUGACGUUAGAAAAGCGUUCGACUCAGCUAAUCACAAUUAUCUGA
Thelazia callipaeda (thelaziosis nematode) is the source of this 246-nucleotide messenger RNA. The record is from the annotation of a GenBank genome assembly. Lineage: Eukaryota; Metazoa; Nematoda; Chromadorea; Rhabditida; Thelaziidae.